AUGGCGGAAUUCGUACGCGCCCAGAUUUUCGGCACCACUUUCGAGAUUACCAGCAGGUACACCGACUUGCAGCCCGUGGGCAUGGGCGCCUUUGGUCUCGUCUGUUCAGCCAAGGACCAGCUUACUAGCCAGGCCGUGGCUAUCAAGAAGAUUAUGAAGCCCUUCAGCACCCCGGUUCUGUCAAAGCGGACAUACCGAGAGUUGAAGCUCCUGAAGCAUCUUCGACAUGAGAAUAUUAUCAGCCUGAGCGACAUCUUCAUCUCUCCCCUCGAAGACAUCUACUUCGUCACUGAGCUCCUCGGAACCGAUCUUCACCGCUUGCUUACCUCCAGACCGCUGGAGAAGCAGUUCAUCCAGUACUUCCUCUACCAGAUUUUGCGUGGUCUGAAAUACGUCCACUCCGCUGGUGUCGUGCACCGCGAUUUGAAGCCCAGCAAUAUCCUUGUCAACGAGAACUGCGAUCUUAAGAUUUGCGACUUCGGUCUCGCCCGUAUACAGGACCCCCAGAUGACGGGUUACGUCUCUACCCGAUACUACAGAGCCCCCGAGAUCAUGCUUACAUGGCAAAAGUACGAUGUCGAGGUUGAUAUCUGGAGUGCAGGAUGCAUUUUCGCCGAGAUGCUUGAGGGCAAGCCGCUCUUCCCUGGAAAGGACCACGUGAACCAGUUCUCCAUCAUUACGGAGCUUCUGGGUACCCCUCCAGAUGAUGUUAUCCAGACCAUCUGCAGCGAGAACACCCUGCGCUUCGUCCAGUCACUUCCCAAGCGGGAACGACAACCCUUGUCCAACAAGUUCAAGAACGCUGAGCCACAAGCCGUCGAUCUUCUAGAGAACAUGCUGGUCUUUGACCCCAAGAAGCGUGUACGAGCGGAGCAGGCUCUCGCUCACCCAUACCUCGCCCCAUACCACGACCCCACUGACGAGCCGAUCGCGGAGGAGAAGUUCGAUUGGUCGUUCAACGACGCAGACCUGCCCGUUGACACCUGGAAAAUCAUGAUGUACUCUGAGAUCCUGGACUACCACAAUGUUGAUGCGGCAGCACAGGAGCAAGAGAACAACGGCAGCUAA
This is a messenger RNA of Alternaria atra, 1068 nucleotides long. RefSeq lists its product as uncharacterized. The coding region runs from base 1 to 1068 and encodes 355 amino acids. The record is from RefSeq and is a predicted model, not a curated record. Lineage: Eukaryota; Fungi; Ascomycota; Dothideomycetes; Pleosporales; Pleosporaceae. The transcript has 9 exons. Gene Ontology annotation, biological process: cellular response to oxidative stress; stress-activated MAPK cascade; osmosensory signaling pathway. Gene Ontology annotation, cellular component: nucleus; cytoplasm. Gene Ontology annotation, molecular function: MAP kinase activity; ATP binding.